CGUGAAUCCGAAGUGCACAGCGUCAAACAGCUAGCGGCUAUUGCUCUUAGAGACUCAGGAUGGAGGUGGUUGGCCCAGGUUUUCCAUAGUAUUUCCACACUCACAGACGGAGGGAUAUUUGUUGAUCAGCUUCCACUGGAGCAAGGGUCGGACUUGCUGAGGGAAGAGGUCCACCCAUCCAUCUAUCUAUCUAGUUGCUCACUCUUGCAUUUGGAUCUCAUCCCUCUUCAUUAGAAACCUUUUGAGCACAUGUUCAACCAAAGGCUGGCCUAAAAGAUUCGCUAGUCAAAGAGAGAGUUUCGUUUAGGAUCGACCAUGGGAGACAUCACCAAAGCAUUAGACCAGCUCUCCGAUAUCAAGAUGGACACCGAGGCCAUCAUGAAGAAGGUGACCAAUGGAAUGAAACCUCUCAACGAAAUGGCCAAGAAGAAGACCAAGAAACUCCUUAAGACCACCUCGAAAAAGCGGGAUGUUCCUGAUGACGAGAAAAUGGAAAAUGUUCCCUUGAAGUGGGCAAUCAUGGCCUAUAUCUCGUACAUUUUCUUGGUCGUCACCGGUUACCUCCGUGAACUGAUAUGGGGCAUCGGUCCCAUCAACUCCCAAUACGGCCGAGAAUUCAAUCGAGACGGGUAUCCACCACUAUACUCCAGUUUCGAAGGCUUCUACACGCGUAACAUCUUCCGACGUUUCAAACCCGUGGUGGGUCAACCCAUUUGCAGUACACCCGGUGCUCACACCAGGAUCAGAAACCGGAAAUCCGACGACCACUUCUGGACGUCGAAAUUGCAAGAGGGCUCGUAUAAGAUGUUGAACUUUGGCAGCUACAAUUACUUGGGCUAUGCCGAAGAUACUGGCCCGUGCACAGAUGCCGCUAUUCAGGCCUUGGACGAUGGUGGGGUUGGACCCAGUAGUCCUCGACAAGAAAUGGGAAAUCUGGCCAUUCAUAAAGAGUUGGAACAGACUGUAGCCGAAUUCAUCGGGGCCGAGGCGGCCAUCACCACCGGUAUGGGGUUUGCCACCAAUUCCCUGAACAUCCCCUGUCUGGUGAGCAAAGGCUGUCUCAUCCUCAGUGACGAGCUCAACCACGCGUCUUUGAUCUUGGGGAUGCGCCUUUCCGGUGCCACUGUCAUGGUCUUCAAACACGGUAACGUGGAUCACCUCGAGAAACUCUUGCGUCAAGCCAUCAUCAAGGGACACCCUCGAACUAGACGUCCCUGGAACAAGAUCAUGAUUUGCGUCGAAGGCGUCUAUUCCAUGGAGGGUACCAUUGCCCGACUUCCAGAGAUUGUGGCUUUGAAGAAGAAAUACGGCGCCUAUUUGUACCUGGAUGAGGCUCAUUCCGUCGGCGCUAUGGGACCUAAUGGCCGAGGGGUGGUAGACUACUUCGGUCUCAACCCCAAGGACAUCGACAUAAUGAUGGGCACUUUCACCAAGAGCUUCGGCUCAGCAGGGGGCUACAUUGCCGGUACCAAAGUCCUCAUCGACUAUUUGAGAAUCCAUUCCCAGGCUUUUUGUUAUGCCACUUCCAUCUCCUCGGCCGUGGCCGCUCAAGUGAUCGCCUCCAUGCAUCAGAUCAUGAAUAAGGAAUGUGCUGGUCUCAGUCGGAUCCAACAAUUGGCUGAUAACUCGCGGUACUUCCGAAAGCGUCUCAAGCAGAUGGGCAUCAUUGUUUACGGCGAUGACGACAGCCCGGUUAUCCCUAUUCUCCUCAUCAUGCCCGCCAAGAUCUUGUCCUUUGUGGUGGGCAUGAAGAAAUACGGAGUGGCUACCGUGACCGUGGGAUUCCCGGCUGUGCCCAUGACCAAGGAGCGGGCCAGGUUCUGCAUGUCUUCAAGCCAUACCAAGGAAAUGUUGGACCAAGCCUUGGAUGCCAUGGAUAAAAUCGCUGACGAGAUGACCUUGAGAUAUUCACAGAUCCCCAGAGAUCGUACUGAAGUUAUCGAAUAUGGGGCUCGGAACUAAGAAAAUAAUAAGUGGGUUUUUUUCCGGUGACUCAGAUCUGACGGGCUGGGCCCACCAGAGGUGCAUUGUUAGAAGUAUUUUCUUUACCAGCCAUGUGUCUACGGUUCUUGGUCGCCUACAUCUUUUUCUCGACUGACUGACAAUAUUUUACCAAUAAAGAAAAGUUACCAUAUAAUCGGAAA
This is a messenger RNA of Tigriopus californicus, 2144 nucleotides long. Its product is annotated as serine palmitoyltransferase 2-like. Lineage: Eukaryota; Metazoa; Arthropoda; Copepoda; Harpacticoida; Harpacticidae. Gene Ontology annotation, cellular component: serine palmitoyltransferase complex. Gene Ontology annotation, biological process: ceramide biosynthetic process; sphingosine biosynthetic process. Bases 316 to 1962 code for a protein of 548 amino acids. Gene Ontology annotation, molecular function: serine C-palmitoyltransferase activity; pyridoxal phosphate binding. The record is from RefSeq and is a predicted model, not a curated record. The transcript has 3 exons.